Molecule: messenger RNA, 5696 nt
Organism: Salarias fasciatus (jewelled blenny)
Lineage: Eukaryota; Metazoa; Chordata; Actinopteri; Blenniiformes; Blenniidae
Product: protocadherin gamma-C5-like
Exons: 5
Coding region: 318-3266 (982 amino acids)
Biological process (GO): homophilic cell-cell adhesion
Cellular component (GO): plasma membrane
Molecular function (GO): calcium ion binding
Source: RefSeq, a predicted model, not a curated record
CUUGAACAUUCAGUCUUCGUUAUUGGACGCAGGGAGGGAAUUGUCGACCAAUAGGAGUGUGCGUGGUACAAAGAGAUCUACUCCCUCCCCCAUCCAUUCUCCACACUGUAGUCAGUAUAUGCUUCGAUCCCGAGCAGAGAGCAGGAUGCUUUUCCACAUUCGGAUUAAAUAAUAUACAUUGGAUUUAUAUCUCACGAUGUAUAAUUACAGAUAUCCUCGGUGUGCGGCAAGUCCACCGUUUCUGGAUUUCCAUGCUGAUUUCUAUAUUUUAAUUGACAUAUUGAUGGGGAAAUAAGUGUCAUUGUAACCGACCAGGGAUGACAAAGAGAAUGGAAUACCGGGACUGGAGACGGCUGGCACUUUGGUGGAAUCAUUUCUUUCUCCUAUGGAAUACAAUACUCGGACAGACUCGUUACAGCAUCCCAGAGGAGCUGGAACAAGGAUCUCUGGUUGGAAAUCUUGCCAAAGAUCUGGGUAUAGGACUUUCGGAUAUUUUUGAGCGUAAACUGCGAGUCGCCUCUGAAGCUGGUGAGCAAUAUUUCAGAGUGGAUGCGGGAAAGGGCGAGCUGGUGGUGAAUGACAGAAUAGACAGAGAGGCUUUAUGUGGACAAAGCACAAGCUGUGUCUUACCCCUGCAGGUUGUUGUAGAAAACCCGCUGCAGUUACACCGGAUAGAAGUGGAGAUAAAGGACGUAAAUGACAACGCUCCGAGUUUUCUCAAAAGCGAUCACGUAAUAGAAGUUUCCGAAUCUACCGUUGUAGGAGUUCGUUUUCCGCUAGAAAUGGCAGAGGACGCAGAUGUCGGGAGUAACGGGUUAAAAAGUUACGCGUUAAGCAAGGAUGAUUGUUUUACAUUGAAAAUAAGAGAAAUUGAAAAUGGCAGAAAAACACCGGAAUUAGUAUUAAAUAAAUCACUGGAUCGAGAAAAAAAAGCCAUUCACAAUUUGAUUCUUACUGCACUGGACGGAGGAAACCCUGUUAAAACCGGGACUUCAAAAAUAACAAUAACAGUGCUUGAUUUUAAUGACAACGUGCCAUUGUUUGAAAAUGAUUCAUAUAAAGUUGCUGUUAAAGAAAAUGCUGCCAAUGGUUCGUUUGUUAUUGCAACAAAAGCAACUGACAUAGACGAGGGUCUGAAUGGGGAGAUUGAGUACUCACUUGGUGUGCACACACCGCCAUCUGUACUGUCCCUAUUUUAUAUAAAUGCAUUGACAGGAGAAAUAUAUUUAAAACGACAGUUAGAUUAUGAAACUCAAAGUUCAUAUCGUAUCGACGUUACUGCAAAAGACAAAGGUCUUCCAAAGACGGAGGGUCGCUGUACUGUUCAGGUUGAUGUAUUAGAUGUAAAUGACAACAUUCCUGAAAUUGUGCUCACUUCAAAAUCAACUUCAGUGCCUGAAGACUCUCGCAGUGGGACGGUGGUGGCUUUGCUCAGUGUCCGUGAUCUUGAUUCCGGUGACAACGGUAAAGUAACGAUACAGUUGACGAACGGUUCUCCUUUCACUCUGAAGCCGUCAUUUUCUAAUAAUUAUGCACUUGUCACUAGUGGGGCAUUAGACAGAGAAUCCUUUUCAGAGUAUAAUAUUGAGAUUACCGCCAUUGAUUCAGGCUCCCCUCCGCUUUCAUCUAAUAAAAUCAUACCCGUUGCCAUCACUGAUGUGAAUGACAAUGCUCCAUUAUUCACUCAGCGAACUUAUAAUGUGUAUUUGAAAGAAAACCAAGUACCAGGCUCUAUACUGUACUCAGUAUCAGCUUCGGACCUGGAUUCAGGUGAAAAUGCUCAAAUCUCUUACUCAAUACUGGACUCUAAAGUGCAGGACGUUUCUGCAUCUUCUUAUGUUUACAUUAACUCGGAUAACGGCAGCAUCUACAGCAUGCACUCGUUUGAUUAUGAGAAAAUGAAGGUUUUUCAGAUUCAGGUCCAGGCAAAGGAUCAGGGCUCUCCGUCUCUCAGCAGCAACGCCACUGUCCAUGUUUUUAUCCUGGACCAGAACGACAACGCCCCCGCUGUUAUUUACCCCUCCUCCGCUGUCCUGGGCUCCCUCUCUCAUCAGAGGAUGCCCCGCUCCGCUAAAGCGGGUCACCUGGUUACAAAGGUGACGGCUGUGGACGCAGACUCGGGCCAUAACGCUUGGAUCUCCUACAAACUGUCGGAGGCCACGGACGCCUCUCUGUUCACCGUCAAUCUGUACACAGGAGAGGUGAGGACUAAACGCGCUGUGUCCGAGCAGGACGACUCCUCUCAGAGGCUGCUCAUUGAGAUCAGGGACGACGGAGAACCGGUCCAGUCCGCCACCGUCACGGUGUCCAUCCUGAUGGAGGACGGGCUCCAUGAACCCAUCUUAGACCUGAGACAGAAAGCGGCCGAGCCCAGCAAGAAAACUGGCAGAAUCACCCUUUAUCUGAUCCUGUCUCUGGCCUCGGUGUCCGUGCUGUCUCUGGUGACUUUUCUCAUCUUAGCGGUGAAAUGCAUCAGGAGCAGCAGGAGCAGCGGGAGCUGCUGCAUGAGACGGAGUGACUGUGAUGAUUACAAGAACCCCAACAGAAACCUGCAGAUUCAGCUCAACACUGACGGACCCAUAAAGUACGUGGAGGUCCUGGGAGGAGACAUGUUGUCUCAGAGUCAGUCCUUCAGGUCCUGCAUGUCUCCAAUGUCCGAGUACAGCGAUUUCACUUUGAUCAAACCCAGCAGCACCACAGACUUUAAGGAGGUGAUCAGUGUGCUGGAUGCGUCUUUACCCGACAGCACCUGGACUUUUGAGAGCCAGCAGCAAAAGCCACCCAACAAUGACUGGCGCUUCACGCAGGGACAGAGACCUGGACCCAGUGGUCCCCACAUGCCAUACGGUACACACAUACGAUGGACGCCGAAGAGUGGGACAAGGGCAACUGGAGGACCUGAGGUUGCCAUGGGAACUGGCCCCUGGCCCCAGCCCCCUACCGAAGCUGAGCAGCUCCAGGCCUUGAUGGCUGCAGCAAACGAAGUGAGCGAGGUGACGGCCACCCUCGGACCCGGCACCAUGGGUCUGAGCACCCGCUACAGCCCCCAGUUCACCCUGCAGCACGUGCCUGACUAUCGCCAGAACGUCUACAUCCCAGGCAGCACUGCCACCCUGACCUCCAACCCCCAGCAGCAGCAGGCCACCGCCCAGCAGGCAGCCCAGCAGGCGCUGCCUCCACCUCAGGUGUCAGCCCAGCCCGAGCCCCCCAAGGCUGCCCAAACCCCGGCCUCCAAGAAGAAGUCCACCAAGAAGGAGAAGAAGUAGAUGUGCAAGGAGGUGAAGAAUGAUAAAUCCCGGCCUGAUCGGAAGAGAAAUCCAACCCCUCACACCCCACCAUCACAUAUCUCCCUGCUCUGCUGUCACUCAUGAAGCCACAGUCUAUACGCUGACAGAAAAUCACUCCAAAUGAUGUUGUUGGUUCUCUCAAAGUUUCGUGAAGACCUCAGAAUCCGAAUUUGCCGAAGGUCGUUAGUGUUUCUACCGUGUGCUGUGUUGAAGGUUUAGUAUUGUUCACAUACUCAGUGUCUGGAGAUAUUAUUGGCAGGGUGUGGGGGGUUACCGCUGUUUUUCCUCUUUUUUUACCUUUUGGCAAAGACAAAAAAAUCAAACUUGGACAAAGAGAUUCAGUGUAGGGAACCUUGCUGGGGUGACAAGGCUUUGCGCAGUGAUGUAUUCAGAGAUGAAAUGUUAACGUCUUUCAUGUUGGAUUUAUUGUGCACUUUCCUGUUGGUGGAAAGUCAGCUGUUGUAAAGUAUGCUAGUUGCUAUCCAUUAGAUUCCUAUAGGGUCAGCCUUGCAGGUUCUUGAAGCAAAGGUCCUGCGAAUACUUAGGCUUCUGUUUGACACCUGUUACAAACUCUUCUGCAUGCUCAUCAAGGCUCAGACCACAUAUACUAGUUUAGAGUUGCAAACUAUGCAUUAGAAAAACAAAGUGGAGGACAUCCUGAAUCUUUUAUCCUCACUCCAAUCGCAGGUCAAUAGAAUGCACAUGUAGCAUUUACUUGACAAAAAAUGAAAAUUACUUUUGUAAUCAUAGUUUAAAGAAGAAAAAAAAAAGAUUUUAACCUUCUGAUAUUUUUUAUGACCUGAGCAUGCAUACAGAGGAGAGGAGGAGCUGGCAGAGAGGGGGGCAGCAGCGGACAGGAUUCUCUUAUAACAGCUCCAGAUGGGUGAGGACACCUCCUGCUGCGCCGCGCCAUCUGCAAUCCCCUCCUCACACCCAGCUUGUGUACUUCCCUUCACUCACAACCCCAAAAUGAUAGCCAAACAAAUAGAAAUGCACUGUUUGUAUUCUGAAGACGAGAUCAAGUAAGGGUAGUAAUCACUUCAGUCUUUAGGGAAACAUGUAGAUGUGGUAAACUGUAAGUGCUUAGGAGUUUCUAGACACUUUGUUGGCCUUUAGGGCCACAAUGGAGUAUUUCCUCUCACUACCCUGAAGUGUUGACGAAACUUCUAGAUGUGACACAGUAACUUGUUUUGUUUUUGUUUUUUGCUUUUCUUUGGGAAAUGACAAUUCGAUAACAUAGAGGAAUAAUUCGUAUAAGGUAUGAAGUCUUUAUUUUGCCGUCCAUCUGUAUGUCAGGCCUUUGGCCACGUACAACUGCAUGAAAAGAAGGCAUCCUGCAGGCUGGGUCAGAGGGAGUGGAGGGGGCACAGUGAGGGGUAAACAGACUGAGGUGGCAUCGUUGUAUCGACAAGGGAGGGGGUGGGAAACAACCUCGGCUCUGCCCCCUGAAUGUACACAGGAACCACUGUUGACAAGACCAACCCCCCUGACACUUUCUCUAAUGCACUGACCCAGGCAGAGGUCAUCAGAGCCAAGCACAGUCGUCCCUGUUAGUGAGGAGACACCACUCACAAACCCUAUGAGAUCUCUCUCCUCACCUGAAAUCAAUGAGAAACCUCAGCCUCUCUACCACUAACCUCUCCACAUCCACUCCCUGGUCCUGCGAGGCUCCUCCCCACUGUAAAUAAACACCAGUCCUGUCGAUGGUAUGAGCCAGGUGUUUGUAAAGCAGGGACAACGUCAAACAUUUUCAAAAACAACAAGUCCCUCUCCACAAGGCGUGGCUUACUACUGGAAUGUGUUGCAUUUUGUUUUUUUCAAGAAAAAUAAGAAAACCACACUUAAAAAAAAAAAAUAAACAAUGAAUAAAAAUUUGAGAUGUUCUUCAACAGUUUGUGUUGCAAUGUAGUAACUAAGCACCAUGGAAGCCAACUAACUCUUAAGUGUAAAUAAAUGAAUUAAAGAUAACUUUAGAUAAGUAAACAAAGUGACACACGUAGAAUAGUUAACUUGUGGUAUGUGUUGCGCAUAUUUUUGUGUUUAUUUUCUCUCUACUAUCUUUUAUCACCCUGUAAAGAAACAAAACAAAAAAAAAUGGAAAUGUUUCUAUCCUUCUGUAACCUCUUAAUGUUCUUUUGCGGUGAUUUUAUCUUGUGCAUUUGUGAAAGAAUGCCUCUCAUCUCUUUCUGUCCAUAUGAACAAAUGAUUAUAAAUAUUAUAUAUGUGUAAGUUUGUCCGCUGCUGAAUUAAUACUACUCUAUCCUGCUGUAUUAUCUUUCUUAUCAAAUGCUUAGCCCCUCCCACGCUUUAUCCCCGUGUUAUCCUCUUAUUUUUAUGCUAAUAUUUAUAUUGCUGUUUUAUUUUCUCUUGAACACUGACAUUUCAAAUAAAAAGAUUCUGAAAUCAUAU